Molecule: messenger RNA, 1233 nt
Organism: Leptomonas pyrrhocoris
Lineage: Eukaryota; Euglenozoa; Kinetoplastea; Trypanosomatida; Trypanosomatidae
Exons: 1
Coding region: 49-1233 (394 amino acids)
Biological process (GO): protein transport
Cellular component (GO): cytoplasm
Source: RefSeq, a predicted model, not a curated record
GGUUACCGGCUGCUCACGCUUUCCAACACGAGGAGGAAAGAAAAACGGAUGGGGUUUUUAGAGAAGUCCAAAGUCACGCUCACGAUACUCUGUGAAGGCGACACAGUCGCACCAGCCUCCACUGUGACCGGCGCACUUCAGGUGGAGGUGCACCACGAGGUCGUCUUCACCGCACUGCGAAUACGCCUUCGUGGGAAAGAGAAGUUCUACGUGCAGAGGCGUGACGCGCAGGGUCACACCUACACUGAGCAUCGCCACUUUACGCAUGUGGAGGAGGUGCACACCCUCCUCGGGGCGCCAGUGGGAAGUGCCAGCUCGGGCUCCACACAGCUCGCACCCGGCACGUACGUCUACCCUUUCUCCGUGCUUGUGCCCUCGCAGGCACCGCCGUCGUUCAAACGCUGUCGACACGAGUACGGCUGCACGCUCGCCUACAAGCUCAAAGGCCUCCUCGACAUCCCACACGGGUUUGAUGCGGAGGUGGAGUACGACCUCACCGUGACGCAGGCGGUGCCCAUCUCGCAACUCCAGCCCGCCCGACAGAAUUUGAAAGCGUUGCCCCUGUCGGAGGCGCACAUCGCCAAGUGCCGGUGCUGCGGCUCUUGCUUCUGCUGCGUGGACGAGGAGUCCUUCAUCCGGACGGAGGCGGCGAUAGCGCCAGAGAUUGUGCUGUUGCACUCGCACGUGCAGCUGCCCGCAGUGACGGCCGUGUCGUCGAGCUUCAAUAACGCGGAUGGCGCUGAUGCACUGGUGAGUGCGAUGCCGGUGUCGGCCGACGCCACCGCCGCUCUUCUGCGCAUUCGGGUGACGAACUUUGCGAGGGAUAAGGCACUAAGUCGGUGUAAGGUGACCAUGGCGCAGCGGCACAGCUUUCCGCGCGACGACUGGUGCACCUACAAGGACACCUUCACGUUCUUUAAGCAAGAGGUGGUGUUUCCAGCGGGGCCGUUGGGCACUGGGCAGACAGCCACCGUGGAGGUCCUCCUCCGCCUUGACGAGGCGCACGCGGGUCUACCGAGUGGGGAACGGCUGCUGCCGUGCCUGGCCGUGAAGCACUUCUCCAUCUUCACGGAGCUGCAGAUUACCUUCCCGGAGGUGGCUGCGGAGGGGACGAUGUGGGAGUCGAAUGCGCUGUUGCUUGCCGACGAGGUGGACAUGACGAGUCAAAGUCUGGUAAUACCGCACACCUACGACCAAGAGCUUCGCGUGGCCGGCGAAGCACCGCUAGUGUGA